AUUUAGAGUUUAUUCCGGAAUAUCUCAAUUGUGAUAAUUUGAUGUAGAAUUUUCUACAACUUUCUAAACUAUUUAAAUUUACCUGAGUCAUUUUAUGUCUAAAAAAGAAGUAUAUAAGUAAAUCACAUCAAUAUACGUUCCGUGAACUUGCUUAUAUUUGAUGUUUUCUUACAGUAGUACGAAAUUUUAGACUGUUAGAACUUAGAGACUCACUCAGACUGGUAUUUUUAUUUACAUUUGAUAUCUAUUUAUCAGUUUACCGACGUAGAAAUUAUUGACGAAUAACUUUUUUAAAAUGGCUAGCGGUGGUGGAAAUGAUCAGAGAAAUCCAAAAGAUAUGAAAGCAUUGUUGAAAUUCUGUCUGGAAGCAACUAAGGAUGAGGAUGCAAAAGCAGAGGAAUUUGCUCCAAUGGAUGAAGAGAGAAAGAAAUGGUUAGAUCAAGCAUUGGUUGGCAUGUCUGUUAGUCCAGUACAAAGAAUGAAGACCUGUAUUGAAUGUUUGAAAAACCAUCAAAGCAGUGAGGAAGAGAGAAUACAAGCUAUGGAGGAACUGAUUGAAUGGGGUGAAAAUAUGGAUUAUGCCAUAGAUUUUCAUAAGAUUGGUGGUUUUGACCUAUUCCCAAAGUUAUUAUCAGAUGAAGAAGCAGAAAUAAGAUGGCAGACAUUGGAACUGGUUGCCUGUUUGGUACAGAAUAAUCCAUAUUGUCAAAAUGCAGUUUUACAGAGUAAAAUGUUACCAGUACUCCUAGAAUUGUUAGAUAAAGAUGACAAUUCUACAGUUAAAGUUAAAGCAUUAUAUGCUGUUUCAUGUUUAACAAGAGACUGCCAAGAAGCCCAGAAGGUAUUCACAGAUAAUGAUGGUUUCUCUGUGCUAAUGAGAGCUAUGCAACAAGAUGUAGAAAAGUUAAAAAUUAAAGCUGCUUUUAUGUUAUCUGCACUCUGUAAUAACACACCUGAAUAUAAAGAUAUUUUAUGUGAUAUAGGUAUGAUUGAUCAGUUAGUAGGACAUUUAAACGAAGAGCAUAGUAAUUUUCAUGAACAUGUGAUGUCAGCCAUGUUAGCCAUUGUAAGUGAUCAUCCAAGAUCUCUUGAAGAAUGUCAAAGAUCAGAAUUAGAUUUACACAGUGUUUUACAACAGAGAAUAAAGUUCCUGACAGGCAAAGAUCAGUUUACAGAGGAGAAAUCUUAUGCAGAAGAAAUACUGAAGCUGAUAUCAUGUGAAGAUAGUUUAGGAGAAGCUAACAGAUGAUUUUAUAAUAUUGUUUGGUGAAAAAAGUUUCUUGGCCAAAUCCAAAGUUAAGCAGAAGCAUGGAGGAUGGUUAUAAAUUGUCAGCUGGCUUCUGAAAAUAGACAUGAAGAUACAAAAUGUAACUUUGUACUGCUUCAUUUAUUUUGCUACAUCAGUGUUUUUUAUCAGGAACUUAAUACAUGGCAUUAAUUUACAUAUGCGUUGUUUAUGACAAACUAAAUACAUAGUUAAAAUUAUUUUGCUAUAUAAUCUGAACAGACAAUUUUUUUGUUGAAGUCAUCAAUGUCAUUUGAUCAAGCCUACUGAAUAAAUUUUACCUAAAUGUU
Mytilus californianus (California mussel) is the source of this 1575-nucleotide messenger RNA. Its product is annotated as hsp70-binding protein 1-like. The transcript is spliced from 6 exons. NCBI's taxonomy places the organism in Eukaryota, Metazoa, Mollusca, Bivalvia, Mytilida, Mytilidae. The record is from RefSeq and is a predicted model, not a curated record. Bases 296 to 1249 code for a protein of 317 amino acids.